Molecule: messenger RNA, 1768 nt
Organism: Carassius carassius (crucian carp)
Lineage: Eukaryota; Metazoa; Chordata; Actinopteri; Cypriniformes; Cyprinidae
Gene: mss51
Product: putative protein MSS51 homolog, mitochondrial
Exons: 7
Coding region: 339-1616 (425 amino acids)
Source: RefSeq, a predicted model, not a curated record
AAUGUGGGUGCACUGAAGUAAGUGUAGUUUUGGGUAAUAAAUAGCCGGUGGGGUCUCGGCGUAACUCUAGAGCUCCUGGAGUGCCCAGGGGAAGGAGAUCUGCAGGGUAAGGAAAACCUUCUGGCUAACUUGAACAUGUUCCCGGAGACCUGGACCUGGACGGAUGUCAGGCUCUCCCCUCAUCCCUAAAAAGGAGAGCGGGAUGAGUGGAUGACCGAGAGGUGGAGUUACUGAAGAGAAGCAGCACACUGGGACUGGAUCUGGAUUUUCAUCAAGUUUCUGCUGCUCAUAUGUGACAGAAAGAACUGACGGAUUGCUGUUUCACUAGCUCACCCAGAAUGGCCGCUCUAGUUCCAGCGCUCCCAGACUCUUUUACUCCGAGUUCAGACAGUGUUUACUCGGAUCAGUUUGGCUUUUACUCUCUGGACAGUAAUGUUCCUGGUCUUUCUAAAGUCAUCCUAGAAAAGCUCAACAUGAAAGACUACAAAGAAUACAGGGCUGCACUCGAGGGCAAAGGAAGGGUGGGGUUUCGCUCUCACAAAGAGAUGUUUCAAAAUCUAGAGGAAACGUUUAAGUUCUGUACCUGCUGCUCCAAACUCCCAUCUGACCUUCCAGACCCGAAAGCACUCAAACGCUGCAUUAAGUGUCUGAAUGUGUAUUACUGCAGUAAAGACUGUCAGAAGAAGGACUGGUCUCUGCAUAAGAAGUUCUGUAAGAUGCUCCAUAAGGUCUCCAUCGACAGACUGGUGGAGUGGCUGAUUCACACAGGAGAUCUUCCUUUCCCAACGGAGGCGUGGUCUCAUCCCGCCAAAGACAUCAGAUGUUGGGAUGACUGGGUCUCCAUGCAGGGAGAUCUGACGCCCCGUCUGGACACAAUCCUGUCCGGACAAAACAUGACAGAGCUCUGGACCAAUGCCCGCAGGCCGCGGCCGGAAGAGGCGGAGCUUCGUAAGUCUGUGUGGCGAGUGUGCAGUGAGUUCUUCUCUCGGUCGCUGACGCUGGGCCUCGGGAUACAGAUGGCCCGUCUGGACCCGUAUUCCCGUCCUCUGACCGUACAUCUAGUGGGGGCUGGUCACAACGAGACCCUGGGAGCCAGAACCACAGACAUGGACGAGCUCGGCCGCAUGUUCCCAGGGCACCAGGGGCUGGAGGUGGUGAUGGUGGGGCCCGAGGUGGUCCAGGGGCCCAUCAUGAGGCCCCCGCUGACAGCGUUCGGACCCCGGGGAAAGGUUUACAUCAGCGCUUACAAGAGCCUCUAUCAUCAGUUCUGGGAGGAAGUUGUGGAGAAAGGAGAAGCGGCCAAACCAGAUCUAGUGGUCGGAUUUCAUCCAGGGUUCCACGCGUCUCAGGGUUUAGGAGAGGGCUGGCUGCCCACAUUACUGCUGCUCAGAGACUAUAACAUCCCGUCCAUCUUCACCAUGUACAAUGAUGCUGAGCUCCAGUAUUCACUGCAGAUCCUCAUAGAGCUGGAGAUGGACGUUAAAGACACCGGACCCAAUCCCUUCAGCUCACAGAAACCCGAGCAGGUCCAGUCCAGCCCAAACAAAGCCCCCAGUUACUGCAACUCCUUUUAUAUUUACUUUCAGGGUCUGCUGGAGACACAGCAGGAGGAGUAGACUCAUCGCUUUCAUUCAUUCAGAAACCAACUGAAUGCAUCUAAAAAACCCUGCAAAUAACCCCCUAAUUAUGUCACUUGCUAAUACAGUUUUAUUAUUUAAGAAAAUAAAUGUUUCACGUAAAACUGCUGUUAAAGUUGUUUGCAACACAC